Molecule: messenger RNA, 3542 nt
Organism: Darwinula stevensoni
Lineage: Eukaryota; Metazoa; Arthropoda; Ostracoda; Podocopida; Darwinulidae
Source: the annotation of a GenBank genome assembly
AGAUGAGCAUUCUCUCUGUCACCUUUAUUUCUUGAGCAUUUUUGCUAUCAGUAGCAAAUGUUACACAAAGGUGAUAUGGAAUUGAGAUUUUGAGCCAGUGCUUCAAAUAUUGGGUGGAGGAGGGGAAUGGCCGUGAUAUUGAGUACGGGUAUGCUUGAAAGGCACCAUGAAGAAAUUGGGCCCUGUUUAGACUGAUGGGUCAUAGCCUAGCCUGAAGGACUCAAGCUAAUAUUGUGAUGGCUGGAGAAGGAACAACUGUUAUCAGGCCAACUCCUCCGGCAACUCCAAAGCGAGGAUACACUUCUGGCAAGAUGAUUGCUGCCAAGGUUCAGAUGCUGGAUGAUACCCUCACCAUCUUUCAAGUCCAGCCCAAAGCUUUGGGAAGAGUUCUAUUUGAGCAGCUUUGUAGACAGCUGAAUUUAUUGGAGGCAGACUAUUUUGGGCUGGAAUAUCAAGAUGCUGGAGGCUCAAGGUAUUGGUUGGACUUGGAGAAGCACAUGAAUCGCCAGUUGGGGUUACCGACUGACCCUGUGUUUCGCUUUGGAGUCAAGUUCUACACCCCUGAUCCUGGACAAUUGGAGGAGGAAUUCACCCGAUAUUUGUUUUGUCUUCAGAUCAAAAGAGAUCUGGCACAGGGAAUCCUUCGUGUCAAUGACAAUACUGCUGCGGUGUUGGCCUCUUACAUUGUUCAGGGCAAGUGUCUUUUUUUUCAUUGUAAGCUGCAUUAUCAGGCUGAAUCUGGGGACUAUGUGGCAGAGGAUUACCCUGAUCAUUCCUACUUGUCUGGAUACAAGUUUGUGCCUGAUCAAACUCCAGAGUUGGAGAGACGGAUCAUGGAGAAUCACAAGAAGCUUGUGUGGGUUUCUGUUACUGACUCUGCAGACAUGGGUCAAAGCCCAGCAGAGGCUGAUCUCAAUCUUCUGGAGACAGCACGCCGAUGUGAAUUUUAUGGGAUCAAAAUGACACCAUCUCGGGACCAAGAGGGGAUCCCGCUGAACUUAGCUAUCACCCACACGGGUUUGCACAUCUUCCAGAACUGGACUCGAAUCAACAUGUUCAAUUGGGGCAAGAUCCGGAAGCUCUCCUUCAAGCGCAAGCGUUUCCUCCUUAAGCUCCAUCCAGACACUCAGGUUGGCCCUGUCUGGUUCAUUCAAUUGUUCUCUUUAUUCAUCUUGAUCAUAUUAACUGGUCUGUAUAAAAACAUGGUGGAAUUCCAUUUUGAUGGGAGGAAUGAGAGCAAGAACUUUUGGAAGAAAUGUGUGGAGCACCAUGGGUUCUUUCGGUGCACAGCAUCCAAAAAGUCCCAUCGCCAGAAACCACGUGUCAUCUCCCGUGGCUCUUCAUUCCGGUACAGUGGAAGGACCCAGGUAGAAGUGAUGGAAUUUGUUCGUGAGAAUUACAUCAAGCGCCAGUCUUUUCAGAGGUCUCAGUCCUUUCGUCAAUCCACAGGGCCACGCCAUGGCCAUCACAUGACUGCAGGCAGUGUUGGGACCAGCCUUUCUGCCCAGCCACUCCUUCCCAUCUCCACUGAAGCCCUCCUUGCAAUGGAAAUGAUGGAAAUUCUAGGAACAAGCACACCGAAAGGACUCGGUAGGCUAUCUGGUGGAGUGGGAGGAGAAAACCACAUAGAUGCUGGUGACUACGACAUGGAGACUCCAAGCCUGGCAACUUCACGAGCUGAGACGCUGUCCCAGCAGACCUCUGUGACAAGCAGCCCCCAGCGCAUGACUGACCGUAUUACCGAUGAUGAGUGCUCAUCCUCGCCCCGACGUUCUCACCCAGGCUCCAGCGUUCCACCAGGUGAUGAAUCUGACUCACUCUUCUCGGGUGUCCCUACACGAAAGCCCAGGACUGGCAUCCCCUCUUCUAUACCCCCUAUCCCAUCUCCCAUCUCUCUACCUCGGGCUCUCCUUCACCAGGCAUCAACUUCAACCCCUAGUCCGUCAACUUCACUUUCUUCAUCUCCCACAUCAGUGAACUCCAGAAUUGAGAACCCAACAGUGAUUGAGCGUCCGAUAAAUCUUCUCCCACGAUCACAAAGUGAUUCAGAAAUCUAUAAGGCUCAGCCAGAGGAGGCUGAUUUGCAAAAUCCAUUCCCAGUUUACCAAGAUGACUGCAUGUCACCUGAAGAUACCCUGCAUAAUAUGGAGGAUAACUUAAGUCAUGAUUCCUAUGAACUUCUAGGUCGCAGUAGCAACUUUGAGAACUUAUUCAGCCCCUUGCAGUUGAGAGCUUCAGCACCAAGCAUCUAUUAUGACUUUGGUGAAAUAAAGAAGCCUGAGACGUCAUCUUCAUCCUCCGAUGAUGAUGGAGGACGUGGAACAAAGUCAGACUCCUCCACUCUUCCAUCACAUUACCGCAUUCAUCACCAUCACCACCACCUGAUUCAGUCACCCAUUCAUACUGAGGUGGAUGUCCUGGAGGACAUGGCUGUUCCAUACAUCCUGCACCGGAGAUUGGUUUUGAGCAAGAGUGCUGAGUGCACGGUUCCUGUCUCCCCAACAACCAAGAAGCCUCCAAUCAGACGACAGAAAAGUCUGGUUGCAGAUCCUUAUGAUGAGAGUGGAGUUAUAGGUAUGCACCGAGGAUAUAUUUCCAGUUCGGAGUCAGAGCCAGAUGAAAAGCCAUCUCCAAUUAGAACUACAUCAUUGGUUCUUUCAAAGACAGAUCUCCCUCGGCCAGAUUCUUUUUCAUAUCGUGAUGACACCAUUGUUAUGAUGGAUAAGGAUGAUGACAAGGAUGAUGAAGCAGAUGAUUCCAGCAGCCGAGAGGAAUCUACCCCAGUUCCUCCAACAUCCUAUGAACCCAUUGAUACAGUUCUUGAUGAUCCAAGUGAACCAGAGUUCCCAGAGGCUCCCACAGAAGAAGAACUGAAUGGUCUAAGCCUGUUCCCCUUACGAACCCUCUCUCGUAUCUCAGAGCACCUGAGUGAACAGGAGGAUUCUGAUGUUGAAGGACGACGUGGUGCACGUCGAGAACUGUCUUUCCCCCUCCCUCCUCCCCCACCUCCACCAGAACAAACUGGGGAAAUCUCAUCUCCAUCAGAAUUGGAAUCUCCACCUCCACUUCCACCACAUAUAAGUGCAUCAACAUCAAUUGAAGCCAGUGAAAGCUUCCCUUCACCUCCCAGUUCUGCCUUCCCAGAGUCUUCUUUGACAGAAGUGACCAACAUUGCUGUGGGUGGUUUCCUGCCUUCAUUGAGCAGUUCCAGCAGUGAGGAGACAGUUCAUGACUCAGAGGGAUCACCAAUGGAAGCAUUGGAAGAGCUUGGGGAGUUGGGUGACCUAGAGCCACCUCCAUUACCCUUGCGCACAUCUUCUCUAACCCGCAAGAAAGAUCAGGGAGGGGAGGAUGUGGAGCCAAAGACAAUGGGAGCAGAAGCAUCAGGAGAACCCCAACCUGAACCACCUGGUUCUCCUGUACACACAAGGCACAAAGUGGAGAUGUCUUUGAAAGUCAAUGAUGGAAGAUUCCUUCCUGCUCACUUUGGGACUGAGGUCAUGGAGAUAAUCGAUUUGGAUGCAAUGGUUGAUCCAGAUGAU